This is a messenger RNA of Struthio camelus australis, 6544 nucleotides long. The record is from RefSeq and is a predicted model, not a curated record. Lineage: Eukaryota; Metazoa; Chordata; Aves; Struthioniformes; Struthionidae.
CUGUAUUUAUUUGUUUGGAGUUUUUUUAGUCGUUUAUAACAGCCUGAUUUUGAUCCGUAAGGAAUGGAAUAAUAAGUUUAGGAGAAAGUCUAAUCUGGAACAUUAAAUGGGAGCUAAAACAAUGAUAUUCUUAAACAAAAACCAAACUUGGUAGGUCAGUAGCCUUUACUAGUUGCUUCUAACUAGGGAUCGUUUUGAGUAAGUGAGUAGUGUAAGUUAUUGGAAAGCGUAGCAGAGGUGUAUUUUUUCUUAGCGGGAAGUCAUUGUUUACACUAAAGAAUAGUUUAGAUCUUGGUCUUGAGAGUGCAUAGUGCAUGUGCAACAGGGUUGUCAGCUGAAAGCAAGGGUUCUCUUCAUUGUGGUUCUCAGAAGAACUACGUGACUGUAGCAGUAAUGACAACAAUAUGUACAAAAGUUCCCUUGGCUUUCAUUUUUCUUACCUUUUAAAACUUGGUUUAAUUCUGCAAGGUUCUUGAUACCUUCUGCAAACUGCUACUGCAUACCUUCGUUUCUCAGAGUCUCCCCUCUUGUGUGAAACCCCCUGGGGAAGAGGCUAUGGACAAAACCAUUGGCAAACAGCAGAAACUGGCUUCAGACAAAAUGCUGUCAUACAUAGCAAAUGAAGAGACAGGAAAAAACAUUUCUGUAAUUUUCCAGCUGAGAUUUUACUUGUAAUAAGAGUGGAAGGCACAUUUCCAGAUAGAGACAGAGCAUACUUCACGAGCAGAAAGGAAAAGACGUGAUUCAUUCGGGAUGUUUGACGGUUAUGAUAGUUGUAGUGAGGACACCAGCAGCAGCUCCAGUUCAGAUGAAAGCGAAGAAGAAGUUGCUCCUUUGCCAUCCAGUCUCCCAAUCAUAAAGAAUAAUGGACAGGUCUAUACUUAUCCAGAUGGUAAAUCUGGCAUGGCUACAUGUGAGAUGUGUGGAAUGGUUGGCGUCCGCGAUGCUUUUUACUCUAAGACAAAACGCUUCUGCAGUGUGUCAUGCUCUAGAAGCUAUUCAUCGAACUCCAAGAAGGCCAGCAUUCUGGCCAGGCUUCAGGUAGCGGGUAAACCUCCAACAAAGAAGGCUAAAGUUCUACAAAAACAACCCUUAGUGGCUAAAUUAGCAGCAUAUGCUCAGUAUCAAGCAACUUUACAAAACCAGGCAAAGACUAAAGCAGCAGCUGUCCCUGUGGAAGGUUUCAGCUGGGGCAACUACAUCAAUAGCAAUAGCUUUACAGCAGCUCCUGUUACGUGUUUUAAACAUGCACCUAUGGGGACGUGCUGGGGUGACAUCUCGGAAGGAGUGCGAGUGGAGGUUCCAAACACAGACUGCAGCCUACCUACCAAAGUCUUCUGGAUAGCUGGAAUUGUAAAAUUAGCAGGCUACAAUGCUCUGCUAAGAUACGAAGGCUUUGAAAACGAUUCAGGUCUUGACUUCUGGUGCAACGUUUGUGGGUCUGACAUCCACCCAGUUGGUUGGUGUGCAACCAGUGGGAAGCCCCUAGUCCCUCCUCGAUCCAUCCAACACAAAUACACAAACUGGAAAGCUUUUCUAGUGAAACGACUUACUGGUGCCAAAACACUUCCUCCUGACUUUUCUCAGAAGGUGUCUGAGAGUAUGCAGUAUCCAUUCAAAACUUCCAUGAGAGUAGAAGUUGUUGACAAAACACACCUUUGUCGAACACGGGUAGCAGUUGUAGAGAGUGUCAUUGGAGGACGGUUAAGAUUGGUGUAUGAAGAAAGCGAAGACAAAACUGAUGACUUCUGGUGCCAUAUGUACAGUCCGCUCAUUCAUCACAUUGGUUGGUCUCGAAGUAUAGGACAUAGAUUCAAACGAUCUGAUAUUACAAAGAAACAAGAGGGACAUUUUGAUGCACCCCCACACUUAUUUAUGAAGGUAAAAGAGGUUGACACAGCUGGGGAGUGGUUUAAAGAAGGAAUGAAAUUGGAAGCUAUAGACCCUUUAAACCUUUCAGCAAUAUGUGUGGCAACUAUUAGAAAGGUUUUAGCAGAUGGCUAUCUUAUGAUUGGGAUUGAUGGCUCAGAAGCAGCAGAUGGGUCUGAUUGGUUUUGUUACCAUGCCACUUCCCCUUCUAUUUUCCCUGUUGGUUUCUGUGAAAUUAACAUGAUUGAACUAACUCCACCCAGAGGUUAUGCAAAACUCCCUUUCAAAUGGUUUGACUACCUCAGGGAAACUGACUCAAUAGCAGCACCUGUAAAGCUCUUCAAUAAGGAAGUUCCAAACCAUGGGUUUAAUGUUGGAAUGAAAUUGGAGGCUGUUGAUCUGAUGGAACCUCGACUGGUAUGCGUGGCCACAGUAACUCGCAUUAUCCAUCGCCUGUUGAGGAUACACUUUGAUGGGUGGGAAGAUGAAUACGAUCAGUGGGUGGAUUGCGAGUCUCCAGACCUCUAUCCAGUGGGAUGGUGUCAGCUAACUGGGUAUCAACUACAGCCUCCAGCGCCACAAUCGUCAAGAGAUAGCCAGUCAAGUUCAUCAAAACAGAAGAAAAAAGCUAAGUCACAACAGUACAAAGGACAUAAGAAAAUGACUUCGUUGCAGCUGAAGGAGGAGUUGCUAGAUGGAGAAGAGUAUAGCUUCCUUCAAGGAGCAUCUGAUCAGGAAAGCAACGGAUCUGCCAGUUACUACAUCAAACAAGAACCAUAAAGGCAGAGCUCAGAAAAGUAAGGGCAGGGUAUUGGUGAUAGGAAAAGAGCCUUUCUCCAAGACUGACUGAUUUUGUUCCCACUUUGAUGGUACAGUUUGGAUGGCUGUACCUGGGGCACUUUGCUAACUGUAGAUGAGUUAGACUCAGUUCAGAAUUUUUUGGAAGGGCGGGGAAACUAUUUUAGUGAAAAAGAUUUUUUCAAUUUAUUAAAAACAAAAAUGGACACUUUUGUGUUGUAUUUGAAGCUUUUGAAAGAAUUUUGUAAUAUUUUCAAGUUCAGAUUUAUUGUGCAUUGUUAACAAGAACUGAAAUUCUAAUUUUUUGGUAAGAUUAAAGUUUAAUUAGCAGGAUCAUGGGAAGCUGUUGGAGGAAGAUAUAGUUGCAAAUACAAAUGAACUGUCAUAACAAAUGAACCUUUUUGGUACAAGUUGGGAGACUUUUAAACUCUUGUGAACUGCACUGGUCACACCUGUUUUUUAUUGUGAAAAUAAGGAAUUUAAGCCCCAAUUUAGAGGCAUGAGUUGUAGGCGGAAGAGAGAGUCCUGUAAAGCUCUACUCAGUGAGUAGCCCCAAUUGCAAUGGAGCCAUCACGUGAGGGAGAUUUUAACUUUUCAAGAUGUUUUUAUUUAGUAAAAAUACUUUUUUUAUAUAAGAUUUUUUAAAAUAAAGUUCCUUUUGGAUCUGAUUCAGUGCCCGCUAAUAUCAGUAGCCUUGUCUCCAUUGACCGCUGUGGGCACUGGAUCGGGACUAUAAAGCUCUUCUCUGUACAUGAAUGUCUGUAGUCUUGGAACGCUCCAGCAAAUGUUUACAGAGCCCUAUGCCAAACUGGAACUUCAGAAAAUUCCCCCAUUUGGGAGAUUAGAUUUAGCUAUGAAUUUAGACAGACAAAGAAGCUAGACAAACAGUAACUCAGGCCUCGCUUGACAUUGGGAAAGGACUUCUGAGUGUUCUUCUGACUUAUUUUUUCCCUUCAGGAAGACCUAGAUAUUUUCUCACCAUCUUAGGUAUUUAUUUCUGAGCUUCGACACGUUCAAAAUUGGUGUCCCACGUGGUUCCAGGUGAGCUAACAAGAACCACAUGUUAUGGAUGAAAAUUGAGUUCAGCUCUGCAGAGCCUGCAAUAUUUUUUUCUUGUGAUAGUGUAAUAUGGAAAUGGAGAUUUGAGAAAGUGUUCAUAAACUGGAUCUGCUUUUUUUUUUUGGAAUCCUUGCGUCUCACUUCAGGUAUCCCAUUAGCUCCACCUGCUUGAUUGUCCAGCUAUUUUAAAGGCAGAAAUCAUGCAAGAGAGUGAAAAUAACUAACAGUAAAAUAUGAAGUACUUUAGCUUGAGCUAUUAAUGAUUUGGAUUUUAUCUUUCCAUAUUUUUUAAACUUUGUACACUUUUGUAGAUGGCUUCAUUAAUGAAGUUGAUUGAUUGAUUAGCAGAAUGAUUUAUCAGCCCUGCAGAGCUGUGACUGGAAAGAUGUGCAUCAAGAGCUUUAGCUUUUACCAGUAAGGUUCAUUAACUAAACUCUCAGGAAUUAACUGCAUAUGUUCUGCAAGUGCUUCUGGGUCUUAGCAGGUCCCCUUCAGAGCAGUACUAUGAGCAUCUAACUCUUGACCAUAGGUUAAGGCUUAAAAAAGAAAUUAAUCAAAAUGAUUAACUUCUGUGUUUCUACAGCCUGUGAAACGCUUUAAGGAUAUCAACCCACAGAGCCACAGAAGACCGUUUUUGUAUAUUGUUGUUUGAGCUUAAAAAAAAAAAAGUGCAUAGAAAGUUGAAAACCAGCAAUUUGAUUAUUUUCUAAAAUAUUGCUCUAACUUUGGGUACAUAGUAUUGGUAAUAUGCACAGGUUUACCUCAUUCUAUGCAAGAGGGGUUAAUUAUGUAAAGUUUUGUAUUUACUACUGGAAGUAAAAAUUGUCUUGUAUAGUGUAGGAAUGUCUGGAAUUCUUUUCUCCCUUACUGGUAAAAGUUCUUUAAGAAUGACCCCUUUCUGACAACAGUUUCUUAUAUGACAGAAUCUGGUUAUCAGGUUAUAAAUAUCUAUAAAAUCAGGUGGUAAAGAUAUUUAGCGCUCUAACCUAGCCAUAGUAAAAGGACUGUAUCAGGGUUGGUAGACUUCAAAUACGUUCUUUCAGAUUUUGACCCACCCAUUACCUUUAUUUUAAAUAGCCUGUCCUGGAGAUGUAGGAUUAGACACUGUUGUUGCAGUGGUAUUUUUGUGAGCCUUAAUUUACCCAGGCUCUCGAUUUAACCUGCUAUGAAAUCCGGUUCUGCAAGCGUUGAUUUGGGUUGGUAAGCACAUUACUGUUGAUUUUUUGAAUGGGACAAUUAGCAGGUUGUCGCAGUCAGCUAGAACAGGUUGGCACAACCUUGCUUUCUUCUCUCUUAAGUCCUCUGUUUUAACCAAGCUUCAUGACUUAAGCAGAAACACUGUUGCAUAAAUUUGUGUCCUAAUAUGAAUUUGAGCUGGAAAACUGGGCUAGUAAUGAGAUAGUGGUAUAUCCAAGUCAAGGAAUUUGGAACCCUGGGCUUGUGUGUGUGUUGCCCAGAUGAGAACUUUGGUUUCUCAGUCAUAUCUGAAUUUUGAGGUACAGUCUUCAAGUGUUAAGAGGAAAAUUUAGCACUUACGUUGAACACAUUUCUUAGGAAAUGGAAGAAUCCGAUUUGAAGUCUGUCAGUCUUCAUAAUGUUCUUUAAAAAUAGGUAUUUUGUCAGCUAAACACUAAGGUGUAUGGGUUGACUUGCGCUCUCAAAUAUACAUGCAACUUCAGUAGGAGUUGCAUGCUGAGAUUUUUAGGGUGAAAUUUCUCUCAUGUUUCUGAGUUCAAAAUAUACCUAUAUUGUUCAGUUGUCAAGUACAGUGAAAUCUGUCCUAAGCAAGCCGUUAUAAGCAAAGGACCUCAGUUAGUUCCUUAGGAGAGUUUUAAAGUAAAACCUGAGCAAAAUUCUUCCAGGUAUUUAGAGAAUGGUCUCUCUAAAAGUGGGUUGCCUGUUAGCUGUGGUAUCCAUAGUAUAGGCUUCACUGUAUUUGUAAAGCAUUAAUUAGUAACAUGGCUCCAAGCAUUUUUAUCUUCACUUUAAGCUAUGUUACUUGGCUAAAAGAAAAGCAAGGUAUUGGACAUCUGAAAUCUUUAAUGGGGGUCAAACUAAUUUCAGUAUUUGGCAUAGCAGGUUUUUAUAACCAUGGGGUAGUGCAAGUUAUGUAUCUUACUUUGCAGCUACCCUUUUUUAUUGCUCAAAAUCUUUCUGAGUUUUGAUUUUUAUGUUAUUUUAAAUACAACUCUUUAACCUUUUCCUUGCUGCAUCUGAGGAAAGCUAAAGCAGUUAUUGAUUUCUCGUUCUACGGAUACUAACACGGGUUUCAGUGUUUGUUUGUUUUUAUUGUUGUUUUAUGUGAUGUGAAUGCCCUCUCCCGUUAAUAUUUGUACGAUGGUGCUAAUAUAUUUGGUAACAAUCCUUUAUUGGGAAGGGAUUUUAAAAAAACUGUGAUUUAAACUGAAUUUUUCUUCCUUUUAAUUUUCAUAUUUAAGAAGAAAAGCCACAGCCAUUUAUACAAAAGGCAUCACCUUUGGCCCCUGGGAAAUGUGUUGGGGCGGGAAUCAAGAUAAAACAAAUAGGGUUUUUACAUCAUUUCUGUAUGUAUUUGAUAUAUAGAUCAAUAUCUGUACAAAUUUAAUCUUUUAUUUUCUUGGUAAUUUGUGUGGUCAAUAAGAGAGAGUAUUUAAAACUUUCUCAUGCAAUGUACAUAACAGUGAAAAAAUGCUUUUGGAGAAAUUAAUGUUACUUUCAUUUUUACGAGACUGCAGAUUUUCAGCAUGGAUGUGAAAAGCAUUAAAAUUAUAACUUUGUGUACAAGAUGAAAAUAAUUCACUAAAUUUGCCUUUUUUACACAAAAUAAAAACGUUAAAAG